Molecule: messenger RNA, 1029 nt
Organism: Haliaeetus leucocephalus (bald eagle)
Lineage: Eukaryota; Metazoa; Chordata; Aves; Accipitriformes; Accipitridae
Gene: DMC1
Product: DNA meiotic recombinase 1
Exons: 13
Coding region: 1-1029 (342 amino acids)
Biological process (GO): DNA strand invasion; DNA recombinase assembly; mitotic recombination
Cellular component (GO): condensed nuclear chromosome; nucleus
Molecular function (GO): single-stranded DNA binding; DNA strand exchange activity; double-stranded DNA binding
Source: RefSeq, a predicted model, not a curated record
AUGAAGGCCAUGGAGGAUCAAGUAGUCCAAGAAGAACCAGGAUACCAGGAUGAUGAGGAAUCCUUUUUUCAGGAUAUUGACCUGCUGCAGAAGCAUGGAAUUAACGUAGCAGAUAUUAAAAAACUUAAGUCAGUUGGGAUCUGCACGAUCAAAGGAAUCCAGAUGACCACAAGACGGGCACUGUGCAAUGUAAAAGGGCUUUCAGAGGCCAAAGUGGACAAGAUUAAAGAAGCCGCAAACAAGCUUAUUGAACCAGGCUUCCUGACCGCCUUUGAGUACAGUGAAAAACGGAAGAUGGUAUUCCAUAUUACUACUGGCAGCCAGGAAUUUGAUAAACUUCUGGGUGGUGGGAUUGAAAGCAUGGCAAUCACUGAGGCCUUUGGAGAGUUCCGGACAGGCAAAACCCAGCUAUCUCACACCCUUUGUGUGACAGCUCAGCUUCCAGGACCCAAUGGCUACACAGGUGGAAAGAUUAUCUUCAUUGACACUGAAAACACUUUCCGACCAGACCGUCUUCGUGACAUUGCUGAUCGCUUCAAUGUUGACCACGAUGCAGUACUUGACAACGUGCUGUACGCACGUGCAUAUACUAGUGAACAUCAGAUGGAAUUGCUUGACUAUGUAGCAGCCAAAUUCCAUGAAGAAGCUGGUAUCUUCAAGCUAUUGAUCAUUGACUCCAUAAUGGCACUUUUCCGUGUGGAUUUCAGUGGUCGUGGAGAGUUGGCUGAACGACAACAGAAACUUGCUCAGAUGCUGUCAAGGCUCCAAAAAAUAUCAGAAGAAUAUAAUGUGGCUGUGUUUGUGACCAACCAGAUGACUGCUGAUCCAGGAGCAACUAUGACCUUUCAGGUGGACCCAAAAAAGCCCAUUGGGGGCCACAUCCUUGCUCAUGCUUCGACUACCAGGAUUAGUUUGAGGAAAGGGAGAGGGGAGCUGCGUAUUGCAAAGAUAUACGACAGCCCUGAGAUGCCUGAGAACGAAGCCACAUUUGCAAUAACUGCUGGAGGGAUUGGGGAUGCCAAAGAAUAG